GUUGUGGAGAGCAGCCAUAUACCUAUAGUCCUUUGUAGAACGUGUCUGGGGUUUGGUCUUCUGAGGAGGUUACGUGACGGUCACCGAAGGAGUUUUAUAGUUUCUGAAGGAUUAUCUUCCUGUAAUAGAAACUCCAACUGCCGGAUGAGUCUGUAGGUCGGUGUCAUGUCGUUGCAAUAAAUCUCAGAGAAACUGCGCAUAUUUUACUUACGUGGAGGAAUUUUCAUAUCAUAAAUCUGACCAUAAAAAACGACUUGCUGGAUCAGAACCUGGGUACCCAACAAAAUACAUCGGAAAGAGCCUGUUUUGGGUGUUUUAGAAAUGUACCAUUCAUUCGUCUCAUAGAGUUACUUGAUCGUGCCUAAGACAUUUAUCGUAAGAAAAGUCAGAGAAUUGGUGGUUUUUAUUAAAUGAAACAUACAUGCAUAGUUUAUGUAAAUUAUUGCAGGAAAUGACAAUAAGGCAUAGAAACUAUCAAAGGUGUAUGUGUUGUUUAUGGUUGCUAGAAAACCUUUUUGCCGCUUUAUCAUUUUACAGAUGACACCACCACGUUGAACAGAUAACGAAGUCAAUUAAUCACAAUUAAUACCAAUCUGUAUUUCCAACAUUUGUAAAAAAAAUUCAUGUUUACAACACAUAAAGAAUACUGCAUUUCUACUGAGCUGUCUUCCUGUUUCUCACCAUUACUUCCCCCAAAGAUUUUUGCCACAACACUCUCUUUAAAAUUCUUCAAAGAAACCAUAUGAACUUAUUACAUACAAAAACGAUUGUACAAUGACAAAAUACAGUAUUCAAAGUAAUUUAUACACUGGCUGUGCUCUAAGUGAUUAAAGUCACAUUCGUUUUGUUUUAUUCAUCUUUGAUUUAUGCGAUAAGUAAACAGUGCCUGGCCUUAUACAAUAGCAGAUCAUAAACCAGAUAUCAAACUCUGCCAAAGAUGUCUUCCAUAAUUCGUGUUUAUUGGUCCGCGAAGAUUUUUAUCUGCUCGUUAGGGGGAACUGGCGACUUGUGGUGGUCGUUUCUCAACGGAAGCGUGUUCGAAGAAAAAUGAAAACCUUCUUGGCAGGUCUUUUAAACCAUUCAGGCUUUUCAAAUACGGAGACUGGGGCUUUGUGCCUGGAGCCCCGCUUGUCACUUUGAUGGGCAGAGAUAUUACAAUUAGUCGUCAAUACUGGGGCCUGAUCGGUUCCAUUUGUGGUCAGAGAGGCGGCAAAUUGGGUGAUUCACCUUCAUUCAUAGUUCGUCCCCAUUGUGCCGAAUAACUGAUCGCGCCCAAAUACUCGAAAAAUAUACCGUCCACGACUAAUGGCACAACUCGCUGCCAGGCCACCCAGCUCAUUGUGUUGCAAGUCCUCGCUCGAGUGACUGCUUAAAACUGGUGCUGCAGUGUACGCGUGUAUGCAGCGUAUAUACAUGUAUGUCCUGGUCUGCGAGUGCAGACGGUUCACAGCGUUGAUUGAAGAGGGAGUCAGCGGGAUCUGGUCUGGCGCCCGCCGUACACUCGGCAUUUGAUGUGGUAUCAAGCAACUUGAUGAACAACGUAUCCAUUGAAGACGCCGUCGAACUCAAACCCCUGCACCGUGUCUUCCCAGUCCAUGCUAGCAACUUGAUUUUCUAAGAAACUGGUUGGAGGACGAGAAAAGCUCGGGAUGGAACGCAUUAAAAAUCGUUCUUAACAUUAACAUCGUUUCACCUGCAGAAGUGGCGCUAUUUAGGCCAGCUAAUGCAACGCAAGGCCUUGAGGAGCCCAAGGGAAGACGGAGAGUCUUAGGUGCAGCGCGUCUCAGCUAUCAGGUAAAAACAAGUCUGAUGAGUGUUUGUGUAGAGAAAUUGACUUGAUAGCAGAUCUCUUAAUCGAAUACGAAUAGCAGCGGAGUUGCAACUAUCAUCAUUCGUUUAAGUCUACCUUCAAUCCCUGACUCUAUUGUACACCUGUACCUAGACUGGAGACUUACGGUACUCGUUUCGACGGCUCGCCUACAAAGAAAAUGCAUCAACAAGUGGACACUACGGCCAACGGGUAAAAACGCUAACCAAACUAAUGUGAUAAGAAGCGUAGCAAAUUUGAAGCUCAAACGGAUCUACGAUUGAAAGAAAUCAGGAUAUUGCUAAAGGCCCUUUUGGUGGCAAAUGAGACGAUUUUGACGGACGCCAGGGCGACAGAGGUGGCAAGAAAAACAUUUUAAAUUGCUCGGCAGGAUUUGCAUUGAAGGCUUGAACGGAGUAUUAGAAGGUAUGACGAGUCUAGCAACGAGUACAUCCUACGAGCGGUUGAUGAACUACUCGAGCGGAGGAGGCGUGUCAGUGAUGGCAAACCCUGCAGGGGUAGACCUGUCGACAGAGGGCGCCCUUAACGCUUCGACAACGGAGAACCCUUUUGCUGAUGGGGAGAAUAGAAUCUCGUUUUAUGGGGAUCUUCAGCUGAUUGUCUUGUGGGUAUUGGUUGCGCUGACAGUCGUUGGGAACUCUACAGUGCUCCUGGCAGUUUUUGUCAUCAGACACAAGAAGUCCAGACUGAAUUUCUUUGUUGCUCAUCUCGCCGCCGCAGAUCUGUUGGUCGGCGUCAUAAACGCUGGGUAUGAGAUCAUAUACAAAUACAUGGGAGAAUUCUAUGGAGGAACUGUGUUCUGCAAGAUUAUACGCUACUUACAGGCGUACGUAAUCAAUGCCUCUUCGUUCCAACUUGUUGCACUAAGUUUGGACCGAUUUUUCGCGAUUGUGUUUCCGAUGGACUUCUCCGGAAGUGGCAAGCGAGCAAACCUAAUGGCGGGCACAGCAUGGAUCGCCCCUUUCUUCGCCUCCAUUCCAUCAGCCAUAGUCUUCGAAGCCAAGAUGGACGGGUGGGGAACCACUCACUGUUACCCGCCACCGCUCCAGCCAGGCUCCUGGCAAUAUAAGGUGUACACUUUGUACGUUGUAUCAGGAUUCUUCUACAUCCCUCUCAUCGUUAUUAGCACGUGUUAUAUUUUCAUGGUGGUGUCAAUUUGGAGGCGUAGCAAGUAUAUGAUGGGCCAAAAACCGGACAAGGUGAAGGGAAAAGCAGCCUCCAAGGAGAUGAAGCACAGAGCCAGCUCUAGAGGGCUCAUUCCAAAAGCAAAGAUCAAGACACUUAAGAUGACAGUGUGUAUUAUCGUCGCGUUCAUAUUAUGCUGGUGCCCUUUCUCCAUCUUCUACACACUGGACGCGUUUCGUGUCAUCGUCAUUGACGAAGCUAAUCUCAACACAGCGUUCCGUGCCUCGGCCUUCAUUCAGAACCUACCGUACCUAAGCAGUGCCAUCAACCCCUUCAUCUAUGGCUUGUUCAGCACCAACAUUUGUCAGGAACUCAGACGAUUUAGAGUCAUCAAUUGGAUGGCGACGAAGCUGCGGUGUUGCAAGUCCUGGAGGCCUUCACGCUAUGGGAGAUCCACACUGCGGACUGACACCAACUUGACCGAUAUGUCGGAGGGAGCCAGCGGGACGCACCGCGGUCACAGCCGGCCCAUGUACGUCUACACGCCCGCUCGGACCAGUAACAGCGACAACUCCAGGGAGAUGCCCAACAGUGCGAUGUGAUGAGAAACCCGAUUUAGUC
Messenger RNA from Patiria miniata (bat star), 3574 nucleotides. It is a transcript of the gene npsr1, whose product is annotated as cardioacceleratory peptide receptor-like. The transcript has 11 exons. Lineage: Eukaryota; Metazoa; Echinodermata; Asteroidea; Valvatida; Asterinidae. Gene Ontology annotation, cellular component: membrane. Gene Ontology annotation, molecular function: vasopressin receptor activity. The coding region runs from base 2236 to 3555 and encodes 439 amino acids. Gene Ontology annotation, biological process: G protein-coupled receptor signaling pathway. The record is from RefSeq and is a predicted model, not a curated record.